Coturnix japonica (Japanese quail) is the source of this 2397-nucleotide messenger RNA. The record is from RefSeq and is a predicted model, not a curated record. Lineage: Eukaryota; Metazoa; Chordata; Aves; Galliformes; Phasianidae.
CCGGCGUGCCGGGCUACGUCCCCACUGGGAAACAUGGCCGAGGGCACUCGGUCUCUGGACUCGAGCUCUCUGGACUGGAGCUCGGCCUCGAGGAACGUGGGGAUGCUGGGAAUAGUUCGGCUUUGUUCUGCUUCGGGGCCGCGCGUGACCUUCUAGGGGCUCUGUGCCCCUCAAAGGAAGCUUCGGGGGAAGGAUUGUUGCUUUUCGUGGUGCUCGAGCUAAAAUUACCGCCGUUAGGCUGGAUGUUUAGGGGUUUAAUGCAGCUGAGGAUGAAUUAAAAGUGGAAUAUGCGUAAGGCUUGGAUGCUUGGAGCGGAUGGUUUCCUGGAGCUGGAAUAACAGAUUGCCAUCUUUCCGUAGUCUUCCCACAGCUCCUGUGACACCUGAAGGGCGGCUAUGGACCCUGAGGCGGAGGUGAAGAAGCAGGUGAACCCCUUCUACUGCAACAUUUGCAAAAUCUGGUGUGCUUCCGCAUUGAACUUGCAGACUCACUUCCUUGGAUUCAAGCACAAGAAGGUUGAAGAAGCCCUGAAGGCUCACGGCAUUGUUAAAACUGCGAGCGGCGCAGGGGACCAAGUGAAAGCACCUGUAAGACUUCCCAGUUACGUGCAAACUAAGCCAGAAAGGUAUCAUGGGCAGACCUUGGAAGAGCAGCUUAAUACAUGUAAAGAUUCAGAACCUGCACUUGGACUUAAUUAUAUAAUUGAAUAUCGAUCGAAAGAUAACUUUCCUUUUCUCUAUGAGUGUCAACUGUGCCACUGUAAAACAGGGCUGAGCAACAUGUUCAUGCACGUUUGUGGCUCCAAGCACAGACUGGCAUACCUGAAACAACAUUAUCCUGAGAUAGCAGAAUCCGAUGAAGUUAAGGGAAAAGGCUCUGAACUGAACAGGAAAGUUAGGCAAGUUGCAUUAACAAUUGAGAAGAAGGAAGGAAGAAAACAAUUAAAGGUUGUUAUAGAAGCUCCAGUAAUCAGGAAAAGAUGGCAAGAAUAUCCUAAUGCAGAUGACAGCCCUUCAAAAGCUAAAGUUCAGCAUGUGGAUAUGUCACUUGAUAAUGAAGAAGGAAUAGACAGUAAGAAUAAAGAUGGAAAAUUGGAAGAUCCGAUUCAAGAAGAAAAAAACACUCAAGAGGUGCAGGAAAACUGUGAGAAAGAACAGACAAUACUGGAUGAGAAGGUUGAAACUAGCAAGGCUGCUGAAAGCACUAAAGACAACCUCACUGAAGAAGGCAACAAAGGCAGCAGUUCUGAAAAAUGUGAGGCCAAUAUACAACUGCAGGAAGAAAACGAGGAAGUCGAGCAAGCACCUGCAGCAGUUGCUGAAGAAUUCACUAGUCAGGAAGAACUGUUGAAUUACCUGCAAAGUUUUGAGAUAUUGAAUGAAGAUGAUGCUGCUUUUAUCCUAAAAGUCACACAGACUCUCACAGAUGCAUUGGUGGAAUAUCGUCAGCAAGCUGCAUCAAAAAAAGAACUCUUAGAUAAUGAACCUAAUGGAGAAGAAGCAUUGGAACAUUCUACAGAACAAUCUGAGCUGACUUCUGCAGAUAUUAGUGAUUCUGAUACUGACUAUUCCAGCAGCCGAUCAGCUAAAAAGUCCUUAUCAGUAAAUGAGGAAGAUGAACUGCAAAACUUUUCAACCGGCUCUUUGGACACAGCGUAUGAGAACAACAUCACCACUGAAUUUUUGAACAGCGUGAGAAAUAUGAAUGUCGAGGAAGUUACUGCUACUCUACACAAAAUAGCAGCUACAAAUCCAACUUUCAGAGGAAUGGAUAUUCCAAAUGUUGUAAAGAUCCUGACUGAAAGUGGGACUCUGAGAAGACCAAGCAAUGGCAGCACACACUGACAUGGCAGUUAGCAGAGUUAAUAUUGCAAUGUUUAUUUUCUGUUAUUGAUGAGGAUGUUGAGCAUGACCGGACCUAGUACCGACUCUUGGAGAGCACCACUAGCUACAGGCCUCCAACUAGACUAUGCCACUGAUCACAACCCUCUGAGCUCUGCCAGUCAGCCAAUUCCCAACCCACCCUGCUGUCUGCUCAUCUAUUCCAUACUUCCUAAGCUUGCCUAUGAAGAUGUUGGAGAUGGUAUUAAAAGCCUCGCUGAAGUUAAAGUACACUACAUCCUCUGCUCUCCCAUAUCUACCGUGCUGGUCAUGACAUCAUAGAAAGGUACCCGAUUGGUCAAGCAUGAUUUUCCCUUGGUGAAUCCAUGUCAACUACUAAUAACCUUCUCUUCCCCUACAGCAGUCAUCAGUACAAAUGUAUCCUACAGCAAACAGUCAAAUUAUCCCUGUGGCUGCAGGGCCGUACUGAAAGGCUAUUGAAAUUAGGGGUAUCCUCCUGUAUACAGAUUAUGAAUUGGCUUCCUGUUUUUCAAUAAAGAUUAAAAAUUACAACAAA